AUGAAGAAACUCAGGAGACUUCCUCACAUAUUUAACUACUUUAUCGAAUUGCCUUUCCGUUCUAAUGCAGAUGUGGCGGUGGAAGAGAAGGAAGGAUUCUUCCGGAUAAGGAAGAUUGUUGUGAGAAAGGGAAUUGCAGACGGUGAGGAUGAGCAUGAAUUGAAUGUGGAUACAUAUUGGAGGUACAGAUUGACUGCUUCGACUAUGCCGGAGCUGGCCAUGGUGGUAUUUGUGGAUGGAGAGCUGAUAGUGAUGGUGCCCAAGGAUGACCAAGGCCGUGGAGAGUUUGAUAAUGGAUCUAGAGGUGUUUGGAGAGACGCUGAACUUGUUCUUGUACAAUAG
Molecule: messenger RNA, 342 nt
Organism: Solanum lycopersicum (tomato)
Lineage: Eukaryota; Viridiplantae; Streptophyta; Magnoliopsida; Solanales; Solanaceae
Source: RefSeq, a predicted model, not a curated record